AUGAAGAUGCUCCCAGCUAUUCACUCUCACCUUUCUCACAAGCGUGCGCACGACGCGAAUCUUCCGGUCGAAUCGCGAGGGAAGAUCGACCUCGUCUUCUCCGUCUCUCGCCGAAAGGAUUUUCUUCACACGUUGCAGGUAGAAAGGAUGAAGGGACCCGCUGCUGUCCUGAUGUUAGCCGUCCUGGGCGCAGCCGUGGGCCAGGAGUACGCGGGAGGCCACGCCCUGUUCGUCAGAACUUCGCCGGCAGACGCACACUCGAGAGUCCAGCGAGCCGCUCCAACGUCGCCCGCGGACGUGAUGGCGCAAAAUAUCCUAGAGUGGAUUCAAGGGAUCUACCGGCAGGGCGCACGUAAAAUUCGCCAGCAGUCGGAUCCAGCCGGGUACCUACCGCCUUACAGCACCCAAAGGCCACCGGAGAGACCCAGACCUUUCCAGUCGGCAACGGGCGGUCAACAGCCUAGCUACUCGUCCCCUGCUCAAAACGAGGUAACGAAUUACCCUUACCAGAGGCCGUCCACCGUGCAAGCUCCACCGUAUACCAGCCAGAGGCCCACGUAUCUACCUCCGAACAAUCAGUCGCCGUACGGGCCGUCCACCUCUUACAACCCGCGACCGACACCCUCGUCCUACUCGAACUCCGGCUCUUCCGCUUUCCCGCCGUUCAGCACGACGAGAACCUCGACGACCUACUUGCCACCGUCCACCGGCUAUCCGAGCACAAGCCCUAGGUCACCCUCCCCCGCGCAGACCGCUGGAGUCUCAACGAGCUACGGUUACUCGACGCCCGGCGGAUUUUCAUCCACGUACAGCUACACGACUCAAAGAGCCAGCCCCGCUUACGGGCCAUCCGGUUCCGCGGAUGGAAGCGCGGCUAGCGGCGCUGGGGUCUCGAUCGCUGGAUACCCUGGUGCCAGUGGGUUCACCACUUACGGAUACCCGACCGACAAUCCGAGACCUCCUUUCCCGACCCCCGGCACCGGGGCCAACUCGUACGACCAGGGCACAGCGGCUGGCUACCCUUCUUCUCCUGGCUUUCCGUCCUCGACACCCGGCGGAGCGUUCCCGCCGACGGAUUACACGGGCGGCACUAGCGGUAGCGGUAACGUUAACGUUAAACCACCUAACCGAGAAGGAACGAGCGGCACCGGUGUCACCACGGGAACAGGAACAACCCCCGAUGAUGACGAUCUGAAACAUCCCCCGCACAUUCACGCUCUCGACGUCGAAUGCAGCAAAACUAUGAUGACCAUUAACAUCGAAUUCAAUCGGGCCUUCGACGGAAUCAUCUAUUCCAAGGGAUACUACGCGACCCCGGAGUGUAGGUACGUGGCGCAGAAUUCAGGACAGACGAAAUACUCGUUCACGGUGAAUCUAGACUCCUGCGGUACGCAAUUCAUCAAUGACUUCGCCGGGGACGCUGGCCAAGCGUAUCUCGAGAACGUGCUGGUUCUGCAGAACGAGCCUGGCAUACAGGAAGUCUGGGACACCGUGAGGCGCGUCCGAUGUCUUUGGGAAGGAAACAUCAAUAAAGCGCUGACCGUCAACUUUUCCGUAGACAUGCUGAAUCAAGAGAUCGUCACGUUCAGCGGUGACACGGCGGUCGCUAAGUUGGACAUACAGGUCGGAAGAGGUCCGUUCGCGACUGCGGCCGACGGUCUCGUGAAAAUCGGGGAGACCAUGACUCUGGUCGUGUCGGUCGAAGGAGAUCCCGCUUUCGAUCUACAAGUUCGCGACUGUAUCGCGCGCGACGAGUCAUCCGCUAACGUGCUGCAAUUGACGGACGAAAGGGGCUGCAUACUGAAACCGAAGCUUUUCGGAGCGUUCCAAAAGACGAAUGACACCGGGAACACUGGAGCUUCGAUCAUCGCGUACGCGUACUUCCAAGCCUUCAAGUUCCCCGAUGUGAUGGAUUUGUUCAUCGAAUGCAACGUGGAACUGUGCAAGACCGACUGCGAACCCUGUCCGGAUGCGAAUCAGCAAAUCGAACCAGGUAGACGGCGUCGUCGAUCGGUGAGUCCAGCGGUGCCGAGCAGACCUUCGAACACUUCGGCGGUGCUUCUCUCGGAUCCAGUACGAGUCGCUCGGGGAUUCCGAGUGAUCAUGGUAGACGAUCUGAGCGAACCCAGUAAUCAACCGAUGGAACAGCUCGAACAUAUCGAUCACCUCGAGCACAUCGAAUACACCGGUGUCGAACAGAACCCAGCUACGACGAACGUUUGCAUGACUUACAGCGGAUUCUUCGUCGCGACCUCGUUCAUGACGAGCACCGUCGUCGCAACGACGAUCAGCGCGCUCGUCUUCUACAUUAAACUGCAACGAGUUUACAGAUCGAAGUGUAUAAACUCGUAA
Molecule: messenger RNA, 2352 nt
Organism: Nomia melanderi (Alkali bee)
Lineage: Eukaryota; Metazoa; Arthropoda; Insecta; Hymenoptera; Halictidae
Source: RefSeq, a predicted model, not a curated record